Chrysemys picta bellii (western painted turtle) is the source of this 788-nucleotide messenger RNA. NCBI's taxonomy places the organism in Eukaryota, Metazoa, Chordata, Testudines, Emydidae. The record is from RefSeq and is a predicted model, not a curated record.
UCUCUUAUUGCUCGGCCUGUUGGAGUUGUCGGCAAGAAGGAACCGAGAGGGCGCAGGGCUGACAGCACCUGAUAUACCACGCCAUGAGCAUGGCACUCCAGAGGGUGCCACAGCUGGCCCUAUGGGUACCACUAAGGCAAAAGACUCUGAUGGCCGCGCACGUGGGCAUGCGCAUAACCUACAAUGGAAUGGACAUGAGCAACACAUCUCAAAGAAUAACAGUUAUAAAACGGUGAGUAACUGUUUUUUCUCCUCUCUCCUGGCAGCCUCCUUGACAUUUAUUGUAUCUCUUUCUGUGCCAUUCAGGUUUUCCAGCGUGCACCCAACCGCCAGUGACAAUCUGCCAAACCGCAUAAUCUCUGGCAAGGUGCUUGUGAAACCGAACAUCAAGGAGUUCGCCACAACCAGCGCCAUCUUCAAAGAUGGAACCAGAGAGGAGAACCUUGAUGUGGUUAUCUUUGCUACAGGAUACAGCUUCUCUUUCCCCUUCCUCGGGGACUGUGUCAAAGUGGUCGAAAACCAGGUCUCCCUGUAUAAAUUUGUCUUCCCUCCUCAUCUGGAGAAGCCAACUCUGGCUUUUAUUGGCCUCAUCCAGCCAUUUGGGCCCCUCAUGCCCAUUGCCGAACUCCGGGGUCACUGGGCCACACGUGUGUUCAAGGGUACGUGAACCAAAAUGCAGGAAAUAGUCUAGCCUGCUGGGCAAAGAAAGCACAGACAUUUCCAAGGAAAUCCUACAGCCAGUGCUGUUCAGGUGGACAGUCUGCCAUUAUGCAACAUUUCUGUUGCUC